Molecule: messenger RNA, 2371 nt
Organism: Cajanus cajan (pigeon pea)
Lineage: Eukaryota; Viridiplantae; Streptophyta; Magnoliopsida; Fabales; Fabaceae
Product: Pectin lyase-like superfamily protein
Biological process (GO): carbohydrate metabolic process
Molecular function (GO): polygalacturonase activity
Source: RefSeq, a predicted model, not a curated record
GAAAUAGGGGCUUGGAUGAAAGUAUUGUGAUUUGUGGCACACACUUGUCACGAGGUGCACACAGUGACUGAAGUUAAACAGUAAAGUGAAGCUAGGUACAUGCAAAGCUAAAUUAUGAGGAAAGGUGUUACCUUAGCAGUUGGCGCUGUCUGAAGUUGUCUGUGUAUUGGAAAUCACUGUCUCCGGUUACAAUACAAACAACCUAAAAUCAGAUACCACUUCUGUGCUUAACGAGUUCAUCACCAGUCCCAUCUCCAAAAUCAUUUCAGUUUUCUCUUUCUUCACACUUCUCAUCUGGAGCAUGAAGAUGAGGGGGUCCUACUGCUUAUUGUUUGGAGGGCAGUAACAGUCUCUGUCAAUGAUUUUUACUUGGGUGGUCACUCUCUCAUUUCAAUGACCCACCCAAUCAAUAUCACACUUCCUUAUUGCUUAUUGCUGCUGGGGUGGGGAUUUUAAUCAAUCAACCAUACCUCCUCCUCUUCUUCACCUUUCAAAAUUGCUCUUUUUCAUCACUAGGAGUAGGAGGAAUUGAAGUUGGCUCAAAAAGGGAAACUUGGAUCUCAGUCAUAUGAGGAGACCUUCAACACUUGUGGAAGUGCUUUUGGUACUUGCAUUGUUCAGUGGUAGUCCAUGGAUAGUGUGGAGCAACACUCUUUGCCAACAGACAAACCUGGAGGAAGUUCGACCUCACAGUGUCAGCAUCACGGAAUUUGGGGCAGUUGGCGAUGGGGUCACUCUCAACACAAAAGCAUUUCAGAAUGCCAUCUUCUACCUAAAUUCGUUUGCAGACAAAGGUGGAGCCAAGCUUUUUGUCCCGGCCGGCCGGUGGUUAACUGGUAGUUUUGAUCUCAUCAGUCAUCUAACUUUGUGGUUGGACAAGGAUGCAGUAAUUCUUGGAUCAACGAACUUUGAAGAUUGGCCAGUUGUUGAUCCUCUACCGUCAUAUGGGAGAGGAAGAGAGUUGCCGGGUGGAAGGCAUAGGAGCCUCAUUUAUGGGCGCAAUUUGACUGAUGUUAUAAUAACAGGUAAUAAUGGAAUUAUUGAUGGUCAAGGGAGUAUCUGGUGGAGCAGGUUUAGGAACAAAACACUGGAUUAUACACGUCCCCAUUUGGUAGAAUUGAUGAAUUCAACAGGGGUUCUCAUUUCAAAUUUAACCUUCUUGAACUCUCCAUUUUGGACAAUUCAUCCUGUAUAUUGCAGCCAAGUUACAGUUCAGAAUGUUGCGAUCGUUGCUCCUCUUGAUUCACCAAACACAGAUGGGAUUGAUCCAGAUUCUUCUGACAAUGUAUGCAUUGAAGACUGUUACAUAAGCACUGGUGAUGAUCUGAUAGCCAUCAAGAGUGGGUGGGAUGAGUAUGGCAUCGCAUAUGGUCGCCCCAGCACAAACAUUAUCAUCCACAGGCUCGUUGGUAGAUCUCAAACGAGUGCAGGGAUUGCAAUAGGAAGUGAGAUGUCUGGUGGUGUAUCUGAAGUUCAUGCAGAGGAUAUUCAUUUCUAUGAUACAUAUUCUGCAAUAAGAAUAAAGACUUCUCCUGGAAGGGGUGGUUAUGUUAGAAACAUCUAUGUCUCUAACAUGACCUUGGCUAAUGUAGACAUUGCUAUUAGGUUCACUGGUUUAUAUGGGGAUCAUCCAGAUGAUGCUUAUGACCCAAAUGCUCUACCUGUAAUAGAAAAGAUUACAAUCAAGGAUGUGGUAGGAGAAAAAAUAAAAACUGCAGGUCUUAUAGAGGGUAUAAAAGGUGACAAUUUUGUCAACAUUUGCCUAUCAAACAUCACCCUUAAUGUGUCUUCAAACUAUCCAUGGAACUGCUCCUACAUUAAAGGAUACUCAGACUUGGUUCUGCCAGAAGCUUGUGAGCCUCUGAAGGAGAGAAUAUUCCCUGAGCAUUGUUCAGAUUGUUACAAUUUGUCAAAUCACCUACAGAGUUCCAAUAGUCAACAUAGAGGACGAACUUCAGGCGACAUAAGAAGUUGAGUGGAGUUCCCGAACUGUGGUAGUCCAUCUGCAGAAAGAUACCGAGAAAUGAUUGCUUUUUGUAACUUGUGUGCAGUAACAAAUAAUUGAGUGAUUUAUGAGAAAUAGGAAGUUGGGUGGUUUCAUGUCUUGCUUUUUCUAGCUGCAUAUGGCUUUGGAAAAGAAAAUUGCAAAGUUUUGUGUUUCAAUUGAUUCUAAGGGAAAGAAUGUGUUUGGCUGUUGAUAGAGGUGAGUGAGAUAUGGUUACUCUGACAUAAUUCCCUUUUGCCACAAUGUUAUCAGUAAUAGGAGAUUUUGCAGUAGUACGAGGCAGGUGCUUGUUAGCUUUACCUCCCUUUUGAUUGAAUAAGGAGUCCAAUAAAUAAACUUCCUAGAAAGGUGGAUUUUACUCGAUUA